This is a messenger RNA of Elaeis guineensis (African oil palm), 1682 nucleotides long. RefSeq names its product putative methylesterase 11, chloroplastic. NCBI's taxonomy places the organism in Eukaryota, Viridiplantae, Streptophyta, Magnoliopsida, Arecales, Arecaceae. The record is from RefSeq and is a predicted model, not a curated record. Gene Ontology annotation, molecular function: methyl jasmonate esterase activity; methyl salicylate esterase activity; methyl indole-3-acetate esterase activity. Gene Ontology annotation, biological process: jasmonic acid metabolic process; salicylic acid metabolic process.
GUGUGAAAGCUCCGAGCGGAAGAAGACGAGAUGGAGAAGCCAAAACGGUAAAGAAAUCCCUAAAAACCCGAACUUUGCCGUAGAUUUUCCCUCCUCAUGCGGAGGCGAUGGGAUCGUUGGUCUCCUGCUUCUCUGCCGCGGAGGAGACCAAACGGCCGCCUCCGCCCCACCGGCGCUCGGUCUUGAACGCCCCGCCGAAGGCGGCCCGGGGCCUCGGUUCGAGCGAGCGGUGGAGUAAGGGGCGGGCAGGGAGGAAGGAGCGGGCCGAGGAGGCCAUGAUUCACGAGCAGGCGGCGGCGGCGGCGGAGGCGGCGCCGGCGCUGCUCGCCCCGCAGAACGGCGGGGUUCUGCCAUUUGACCGGUCGUCAUCGCUGCGGUAUCCAGGCCAUGGGCAGAAGAAGCAGGCGCUUCCGAGGAGCUCCAGCUCGCGGGCAAGGUCUUUCACUGACCAGGUCGUCCAGCCCCAGCAGCUCGUCAAUCAGGAUCUGAAGAUUGACAAUUUGGAGACCAACCAUUUUGUUCUUGUUCAUGGAGGUGGUUUUGGUGCUUGGUGCUGGUACAAAACUAUAGCACUUUUGGAAGACUCUGGGUUUAAAGUCAAUGCUAUAGAUCUCACAGGUUCUGGAAUCCAUUCUUUUGAUACAAACAAAAUCACAACUCUUCCUGAAUAUGUACAGCCGCUUACUAGUUUUCUUGAAUCACUAGGCGAUGGAGAGAAGGUGAUUUUGGUGGGACAUGAUUUUGGUGGUGCUUGUAUAUCAUAUGCUAUGGAAAUGUUUCCUUCUAAGAUUGCUAAAGCUGUUUUCCUCUGUGCUGCCAUGCUGACAAGUGGGCAGAGUACUCUUGAUAUGUUCUCACAACAGGCAGAUACAAACGAUCUAAUGCAGCAGGCUCAAAUUUUUGUAUAUGCAAAUGGAAAUGACCACCCCCCUACAGCUAUUGAUCUCAACAAGUCGUCAUUGAAAGAAUUGCUGUUUAAUCAAAGUCCUGCCAAGGAUGUCGCCUUAGCUUUAGUUUCCAUGAGGCCUAUUCCAUUUGCUCCAGUGCUGGAGAAACUCUCACUCACAGACAAGAACUAUGGCUCAGUGAGGAGAUUCUACAUAGAGACCACUGAGGACAAUGCCUUACUCAUCUCUCUCCAGCAGAACAUGUGCAGCUCCAAUCCCCCCGAGAGGAUUUUUAGGCUAAAGGGUGCCGAUCAUUCCCCCUUCUUCUCGAAGCCCCAAGCUCUAAACAAGCUCUUGAUUGAGAUAUCAAAGAUCACCUCACCUGAGGCCCAGUGAGCUACUUGUGGUCCAACAUUCUUCCAUGCAAGGUGGGGUUUGUAUGUAAAAUUGAGCAUAUGCAGUUGACCUGAUAAUUUCUUGGUACGCAUACAAAAGGGUGUGGCAUCAAUCUGUCCAGCAACUGCGUUUCUAGAAUGGUGGUUCUUAUCACCUGCUGACUCCUAGGAAAGUAGGUUCUUUUGGCCAUUCCAUUAGAUCUUGUUUCUCUUCCAAGAUUUGAUGAUUCACAGGUAUAUGUAUGUGAGAACCACUCCCUUUGGACCUGGUUCGCACUGAAGCCGGCAUCCCUCGCCGACUUCAUUAAAAACCGAAAAAAAAAUCAUAGGGAAGGGGGGAGACGAAGCGAUAUUUGACUAGAAUAAGGGAACCUUGUUUCAAGUUGAUCUAUGACCGAUG